AUGAUAUGGGUAUCUUAUUUCAUGGCUAUUAUGAAAUCACCAGGUACAUCUCCAUCAAAUUACAAACCAUCUAGUGGUCAAUGGAAAAGAUAUUGUAAAAAAUGUAACAAAUAUAAACCUCCAAGAACUCAUCAUUGUAAAUCAUGUAAUCAGUGUAUUUUAUACAUGGAUCAUCAUUGUCCAUGGACUAUGAAUUGUGUUGGUUUUGAAAAUUUACCUAAUUUCAUGAGAUUUUUGGGGUGGGUCAUUUGGGGUACUAGUUACUUGUUUAUCCAAUUAGUCAAACGUAUAAUUUCAUAUUAUCAACAAUCAGAUUUACCUAUAUAUUUAAUUAGAAAAUCAGAAAUGAUCGGUGUAAUAUUCUUCACACCUUUGGAUUUAUUUGUGUUGAUAUCUAUUAGUUUAUUGUUUAUUAGAUGUUUUAUUAAUAUUUGUAAAGGUAUGACUCAAAUUGAAAUUUGGGAAUGGGAAAGAAUCGAUAAUCAAUUUUAUUCAAAUAGAUUUUGGUAUCAAAUUAGAUCAAAUUAUAGAAAAUUACAUAAUAAAGAACUACCUGAAUUGACUACAUGGACUAAUAACACAAUAGAAUUAGACAAUAUGGAUAAUAAUGAAGAAGAGGAACAAGAGGAACAAGAGGAGUCGAACAAUUUAGUUCCUAAAAAUUUCACAAUUGAUGAUAUUAUAUUCCCUUAUGAUUUGGGCAUAUGGUCAAAUAUAAUACAAGCUUUAAAUUAUCCUUGGGUUUGGUUAUGGCCAUUCUCAAAACCUCUAAAUAAUGGAAUAUCACCUAAAAUAUCUCAAGAUUAUAAAGAAGAUGAUCAAUUGAAUUUACCUUGGCCUCCUGAUGGAAACAACCAAGAAGAAAUAAGUGUAAAUGCUUUGAAUGAUGAUGAAUUAAGGAAUAUAAAAAAUUAUAAAGAAUUGAGAAAACGAUUAGAUCCAAAAUCAGAUUUAAAACGAAAUGAUUGGACUAAUGAUUAUGGUGAAAAUUUAAAUGAUUUUGGCGUUGAUAUCGAUGCUGAUGAUGAUAAUUAUGAAUUAGUAACAAGGAGUAUAUAG
Messenger RNA from Insectozyma verbasci, 1059 nucleotides. Lineage: Eukaryota; Fungi; Ascomycota; Pichiomycetes; Serinales; Debaryomycetaceae. The record is from the annotation of a GenBank genome assembly.